ACAACUUCACCGUAGAUGAAGACAUUAAGCUAGUGUCGGCGUGGCUCAAUGUUAGCUUAGAUGUCGUGACAUCGACGGACCAAAAACACACAACAUUUUGGGAUCGAAUUUGGUCCACCUUCCACAAUGACAAAAAAUUUAACCGCACCAAGGAUUCUUUAAACAGUCGGUGGUCAACAAUUCAAAGGGAGACCAACAAGUUAAGUGGUAAAAUUGAGCAUAACAAGAUUAAUGAUGCAAAAGCUAUGUAUCAAAGUAAUAGCAAAAAUGCAUUUCAAUUGGAACAUUGUUGGAGAAUUUUGAGGAAUGAAGCUAAGUGGUUGAUUCUAAGAGAUAAUUUGAAAGUCCACACAAGACAACUAGCCACACAAUCUUGUCAUACUUUUGCAAGCUCAAUAAAUCUAGAUGAAGAUAAUGAUGAGAUGAACUCCGGUGAAACCUUGAAGAGACCCAUAAGCAAGAAGGCCAAAAAGGAGAAAUUAAAGAAAAGAAAGAAUUGUGAUGACGUGGUCCCAAUACUUUCCUCCCAAUUGGACGAAAUCAAGGAAGAAAAGAGGAGAAUGCAUGAGGAGAAAAAGGAAAGUAUGCACAUUGCAUUAGAAGAACGAAGAGAGUCAAUGUGCAUUGCAUCCGAAGAACAAAGAGAGUUAAUUCGUAUCAAGGAAGAGAAGAAUGAAGUAGAAAAGAGGAAAAUGGAAGAUGAAAUUAUGAUGAAAGAUACAAGAACCAUGGAUCCUGAGCAAAAAGAAUAUAUUCGUCUAUGUUGUUUGGAAAUCUUGGAGAGGUUAAGGUCUAAAUUUCCAUCAUAA
Messenger RNA from Quercus robur (English oak), 809 nucleotides. RefSeq lists its product as uncharacterized. The record is from RefSeq and is a predicted model, not a curated record. NCBI's taxonomy places the organism in Eukaryota, Viridiplantae, Streptophyta, Magnoliopsida, Fagales, Fagaceae. The transcript has 2 exons. Bases 246 to 809 code for a protein of 187 amino acids.